Triticum aestivum (bread wheat) is the source of this 675-nucleotide messenger RNA. RefSeq names its product heat shock 70 kDa protein 2-like. Gene Ontology annotation, molecular function: ATP-dependent protein folding chaperone; ATP binding. The transcript is spliced from 3 exons. The record is from RefSeq and is a predicted model, not a curated record. Bases 1 to 675 code for a protein of 224 amino acids. Lineage: Eukaryota; Viridiplantae; Streptophyta; Magnoliopsida; Poales; Poaceae.
AUGGCAGGAACGAAGGGCGACGACGGACCGGCCAUCGGCAUCGACCUCGGGACGUCCUACUCCUGCGUGGCCGUGUGGCGGCCGGUGCACCAGCGCGUGGAGGUCAUCGCCAACGACCAGGGCAACCUCACCACGCCUUCCUGCGUCGCCUUCACCGACACCUGGCGUCUCAUCGGCGACGCGGCCAUGAACCAGGCCGCCAUGAACCCCGUCAACACCGUCUUCGACGCGAAACGAUUGAUUGGUCGACGAUUCAGCGAAGAGUGUGUGCAAGGAGAUAUGAAGUUGUGGCCAUUCAAAGUCAUUUCAGGCACCAGCGAUCGGCCGAUGAUUGUGGUGAAGUACAGGGGUGAGGAGAGGCAGUUCACAGCGGAAGAAAUAUCGUCCAUGGUGCUUGUCAAGAUGAGGGAGACAGCCGAGGCCUACCUCGACACUACGGUGAAAGAUGCUGUCAUCACUAUCCCAGUCUACUUCAACGACUCGCAGCGCCAGGCCACCCUUGAUGCCGGUCUCAUUGCUGGCCUCAACGUCACACGCAUCAUCAACGAGCCCUCGGCCGCCGCCAUCGCCUACGGUCUUGCCAAGUAUGUGUACAAGCUAAGCAACCUCGCAAGAACACCCUUGCUGAAAUAUAUGGAUGAUUUUGCAUUGUUUAUCCGUUGCCCCGUCGCCUGA